ACACCCUAAAUGGUUGGAACUCUUCCCUUUUUGUAUCGAUUGCGUUGUACUUGUACUCAGCGAAGCGUCCCUACUAUUCAACCACAACACAAGCAGAGUCAUGACGCACUCCUCUUGUGCGUGUGAAAACCCAGAACAACACUGAACCCCAAAUUCAAGUUCCCGGUAUCUCCAUUCUCAUUUCUCACCAUAGAUCAUCCUCAAUUCCUCCUACACUUCACCAUCCAAAUUUCAAACAAUCAUUCUCUCCACCUCUUCAAUUCAAUUUUGCCACUUAAAUUCACCGAUUAACUGUCGACGUGUGUAAUGGAUGAUUAUAUGGAUCAUAGCUCUGGGGAAGACAGUGAUGGAAAUGAUUCGGAAGUAGAGGAGUAUGCAGAUAAAACGUAUGAAGAACUAACGGGUGGAAAACACAGUGUGAAGUUAUCUGAUGUAACUUUCACUUGCCCAUUUUGUACGAACAAGAAAAAGCGCGAUUACCAGUAUCAGGACCUAUUACAACACGCGACCAUGGUGGGAAAAAGCGAUUCGAAAAAACGAAGUGUGAAAGAAAAAGCAAGUCAUUUAGCGCUUGUGAAAUAUCUCGAGAAAGAUGUUAUGGAAAACACCGGUCCGUCACAAGCGAAAGAUAAUGUUGACGUUGACCAUCUUGCAGAGCAUGACGGUGAUGAGAUGUUUGUAUGGCCAUGGAAGGGUAUUGUGGUCAAUCUCCCUAUCGAGUUAAAAGACGGGCGUUAUGUGGGAAAAAGUGGUUCGAAUUUAAGGGAUACUUUGACUACGAGAGGGUUUAAUCCCACGCGGGUGAUUCCGUUAUGGAACUUUCGCGGUCAUUCGGGAUCCGCGCUUGUCGAGUUUAAAAAAGACUGGGUGGGGUUCAACAACGCGAUGUCGUUUGAGAAAGCGUAUGACGCUGAUCAUCACGGUAUACGGGAUUGGAAGGUUAAUAAAGACGAUCUCAAGGAUGAGAUUUACGGGUGGGUUGCGCGAUCCGAUGAUUAUAAUGCGACUAAUGUUAUUGGAGAACAUCUUCGUAAGAUUGCGGAUCUUAGAACCAUUUCGGAUAUAAUGGCGGAAGAAGAUCGUAAAGUCGAUAGCUUGGAAUCGAAUUUGAAAAAUAUAAACGAAGUGAAAAAGAAGCAGUUGGAAGAAAUGGAGAACCAAUAUGUCGAAACUGAACACUCGCUCAAAGAGCGUAUUGCCGAAAAAGACGUACUUGUUCAAAAAUAUAAUGAAGAGCUCAAGAAAAUUGAGUCGGGUGCACGAGAACAUAUCCAGAAGAUCUUUAGCGACCAUUUAAAGACGAAACAGCAAUUGGAAGACGAAAAGAGAAAACUUGAGCUUCAAGGGCAAGAACUACAGAAACGUGAGGCGAAUAACGAAAUCGAACAAAAAAAGCUAGCUGAAGAAAUUGCACAGAAUGCUGUACGGAAUAGUUUGCUUGAGAAGGCAUCUGAUGAGCAACAGAAAGCCGAUGAAAGUGUGAUGAAUCUCGCAGAAGAUCAGAAGAGGGAAAAAGAAGAGUUGCACAAGAAAAUAAUUAUGCUCGAGAAACAGUUGGAUUCAAAACAUGCAGUCGAGCUGGAAAUAGAAAAGUUAAAAGGGCAAUUAAACGUUAUGAAGCACAUUGGUGAAGAUGAUAUGGAGACUUUAAAAAAAGUGGACGAGAUACAGAAGAACUUGCGAGAACGAGAGGAAGAACUCGACGAUUUGGAAAGCUUAAAUCAAACUCUCGUUGUUCAGGAACGCAAAAGCAACGAUGAACUUCAAGAAGCUCGUAAAGAACUGAUUGAAGGCUUAAAAGAGUUACCAAAAACAGCUCAUAUUGGUGUGAAGAGGAUGGGAGAACUCGAGAAUAAACCGUUUAUUGAUGCCAUGAAGAGGAAAUAUGACGAGUCAGAGGCGGAAGAUAGAGCGUCGGAAUUAUGUUCCUUGUGGGAAGAGUUUCUUCGCGAUCCGAAUUGGCAUCCGUUCAAAGUCAUCACUGUUAAUGGAAAAUCUCAGCGUGUGAUAGAUGAAAAUGAGGAAAAACUGAAGGGGUUAAAAAGAAACUACGGGGGAGAAGUUUAUAAAGCUGUGGCUACUGCGUUAACAGAAAUAAACGAUUACAAUCCGAGUGGAGCAUAUGUGACAACAGAGCUAUGGAACUUCAACGAGGGCCGGAGAUCUACGUUAAAGGAAGGAGUUAUGUCUCUUUUAGAAAUGUGGGAGAUGCACAAACGAAGGCGGAACAUGUGACAGGGUUUCACGCAUGUUACGUUAGAAGGAUGCUUUCUGGUGCUGCGAACUCCAGUUUCCGUCUAGUUAAUAUAAACCAAACUGACAAUAUUUAGACCUUCUAAAAACCUUUCUGUUUAAAUUGUCUUCCUAUCUAGGAUAAAAAAAUGGUAGUUAGUGUGAUA
Molecule: messenger RNA, 2399 nt
Organism: Helianthus annuus (common sunflower)
Lineage: Eukaryota; Viridiplantae; Streptophyta; Magnoliopsida; Asterales; Asteraceae
Product: protein INVOLVED IN DE NOVO 2-like
Exons: 7
Coding region: 307-2235 (642 amino acids)
Biological process (GO): gene silencing by siRNA-directed DNA methylation
Source: RefSeq, a predicted model, not a curated record